AUGGAGAUUCAGACAACAAAAUGCAAAAAUACAGAAGAUCUAUGCGUUUUUGACAGCCCGCACACGGAUAGCUUUGCGGUCUUAAACUACUCCUUCGCACAUCCAAAAGCAGCAUAUGCUAGCAUAGCUUCAGCGAUAUUUAGGAGAGUGAGAGCACUGUGUACAGAGGAGGUCGACCGAAGAGCAGCACAACUUGAGAAGGGGAAGACUUUACGCUCGACGUUGGUGCAUUCGAAGGAUCGCCUUACGCUUGAUAGGACUAGGAACUGUGUAUGGAAAAUAAAAUGCAACGACUGUACGAAGGUUUACAUAGGCCAGACAGUCAGGGAAUUGCACACCAGAAUCGGUGAGCAUAAGCGUUCCAUUAGCAAACCACCGAGAGACGCAGAUGAAUACCAGGCGAUAGUUAAAGAUUCGGCAUUGGCAGGGCAUGCACUAGACACUGGGUAUAGGAUAGAUUUAUAG
Opisthorchis viverrini is the source of this 465-nucleotide messenger RNA. RefSeq lists its product as hypothetical. The coding region runs from base 1 to 465 and encodes 154 amino acids. The record is from RefSeq and is a predicted model, not a curated record. The transcript is spliced from 3 exons. NCBI's taxonomy places the organism in Eukaryota, Metazoa, Platyhelminthes, Trematoda, Opisthorchiida, Opisthorchiidae.